GGGGGGAGGACGGGCAGCUGGUCUGACGGACGGAACCUUUCCUGCGGCCGGGGAGUGGGGGGGCGGACGGAACCUUCCUUGUCCCCGGGGAAGGGGGGCAGCGACACGUUGUAGAGCCCCCCUUGGCCGCUCCCCCCAGUGGGCUCGCCCGCGGGACCCGAUCCGGCGCCAUUUCGGGGGCUGGAUGCGCGGGCGCCGCGGCCCCUCCCCCCCCCGCCGGGGGUCCUGGCGCGGCUGAGGGAGGGCGGCGGCGGGCGGGCGCCAUGGACCUGCGGACGGCCGUGUUCAACGCGGCGCGGGACGGUAAGCUGCGGCUGCUGGCCAAACUGCUGUCGGGCCGGGCGCCGGGCGAGGUGGUGGCGCUGGUGGGCGAGAAGACGGGCGGCGCGACGCCGCUGCUGAUGGCGGCGCGCUACGGGCACCUGGACACGGUGGAGUACCUGCUGGACCACUGCGCCGCCGCCAUAGAGGUGGGCGGCUCAGUCAGCUUCGAUGGGGAGACCAUCGAGGGCGCGCCGCCACUGUGGGCCGCCUCGGCCGCUGGCCACCUGCGCGUCGUGCGCUGCCUGCUGGAGCGCGGCGCCUCGGUCAACAACACCACGCUCACCAACUCCACGCCACUGCGCGCCGCCUGCUUUGACGGCCACCUUGACAUCGUCAAGUACCUGGUGGAGCACCAGGCCGACCUGGAGGUGUCCAACCGCCACGGCCACACCUGCCUCAUGAUCUCCUGCUAUAAGGGCCACAAGGAGAUCGCCCAGUACCUGCUAGAAAAGGGCGCCGACGUCAACCGCAAGAGCGUCAAAGGAAACACUGCAUUACAUGAUUGUGCGGAAUCUGGAAGCUUAGAGAUCAUGAAGAUGCUUCUUAAAUACUGUGCAAAAAUGGAAAAAGAUGGAUAUGGUAUGACUCCUCUCUUGUCAGCCAGUGUUACAGGUCACACAAAUAUUGUGGACUUUCUGACCCAGCAUGUACAGACCAGCAAGGCUGAACGCAUCAAUGCUUUGGAACUUCUAGGAGCAACCUUUGUGGACAAAAAGAGAGAUCUGCUUGGUGCCCUGAAAUACUGGAAAAGAGCUAUGGAGAUGAGAUACAGUGACAGGACUAACAUCCUCAGCAAACCUGUGCCACAAACGCUGAUAAUGGCUUACGAUUAUGCCAAGGAAGUGAACAGCUCAGAGGAGCUAGAAAAUCUUAUUGCAGACCCUGAUGAGAUGAGAAUGCAAGCGCUGUUAAUUAGAGAACGUAUUCUUGGUCCUUCUCACCCAGAUACAUCUUACUACAUUAGGUACCGGGGUGCUGUCUACGCAGACUCUGGUAACUUUAAACGAUGCAUCAACCUAUGGAAGUAUGCUUUGGACAUGCAGCAGAGCAAUUUAGACCCACUGAGCCCUAUGACUGCCAGCAGUCUGUUAUCCUUUGCUGAACUCUUCUCCUUCAUGUUGCAAGACAGAGCAAAAGGUCUGCUGGGCACCACUGUGACAUUCGACGAUCUUAUGGGUAUACUGUGUAAAAGUGUCCUCGAAAUUGAGCGGGCCAUGAAACAAACUCAGAGUCCACCUGACCCCAUACAAUUGAACAAAGCCCUUUCCAUCAUCCUGCAUUUAAUUUGCUUGCUGGAAAAAGUUCCUUGCAGUUCAGAACAGGAGCAUUUUAAAAAGCAGACUAUUUAUAAGUUCCUUAAGCUGCAGCCUAGAGGAAAGAAUAACUUCAGCCCACUUCAUCUUGCCGUUGACAAGAAUACUACAUGUGUAGGUCGCUACCCAGUUUGUAAGUUCCCCUCUCUGCAAGUUACUGCUAUUCUGGUGGAAUGUGGUGCUGAUGUAAAUGUCAGAGACUCUGAUAACAACAGCCCCCUGCACGUUGCUGCAUUGAACAACCAUCCAGAUAUUAUGAAUCUUCUUAUCAAGUCAGGUUCACACUUUGAUGCCACAAACUUGCAUAAACAGACCGCUAGCGAUUUGCUGGAUGAGAAGGAAAUGGCAAAAAAUUUGAUCCAGCCUAUAAAUCAUACUACAUUACAGUGUCUUUCUGCUCGUGUCAUCGUAAAUCAUAACAUAUGCUAUAAAGGGCACAUCCCCGAGAAACUAGAAAACUUUGUUUUGCUCCAUAGAUGAUAAUGUGACAGUUCCACGGUACUGUUGUUGAAGCACGAGUUGGUGACAUUUAAUUGUUGCUUUCUCAAGCACUGUUGUGAUACACCAGCGUUAAUUUAGCUUGACCCAUCAUGCUGUCAUUGGCUAAAGCAUUGUUAGCAUCAGAUCUGCAGAAUUGGUUACCCAGUAUUUAAUAUGAAUAUGCCAUAUAAUAUAUUUUGUGGAUUAUUUAGAAAUGUAAUGCCAUAUUUAGACUCUUUAAAUUGUCUGCCAAAGGCUUGUCUACUCUGGUUUUAUUUGCCUGUUGGGUGUUUGGGACUGAGUUAAUAAUUUUCACUGGUGUCUUUUUACUAUUACUGGUAUGUGGAUUUUAUACAGUUGGAAGGUCAUCUUUUUUUGUUUUUGCUUGAGCAUUUCUGCUCUAAUUCUGUUCUUUUUUUUUUAUGGACUCAUUGCUAAAUUGUACAAGUUGUAUGGACUUGUUAACAUUUGCAAUUACCAUAAGUGCUUUAUCUUCUCUAUGCACUGGCUUAAACAUGACUGUUGUGUGUUAGCAUAUUUCUAUGCAGCAGUUGGCCAACUUCAACUCAAACUCCAUUUUUUGCAGUUUGUUGGAGCUCUUUUUUGAGAAUACUGCCUUCACAGCAUGACAACUUUUGGAGCUACGUGUCAGCUCUCCAAGCUGUUUUUGGUUUGACUUUUUUACUCUAGCUGUAUCUGAGAUUUGCUUUCUCUUAAUCCUCUGGAAAUGCGUGCUAAAUUUGGGAGAAAAAUCUCUUUGUUCUCUUGGUAAUCCACUUGAAAUUUAAGUCUAAAAGUCAUUCUAAUGCAUCAUGCAGUAAGGGGAAGAGUCUUCAUCAUGUACAACUGACACCUUUCCCUUGCACUAAUGUCUUGCUUGUGCUGAUUGUGUGACUAGAUGUGAAGAGUUUGCUCAAAUUUUAACCUCAAAUGUAAUACACUUUAAAGAGAAAUAGAUCAAAUGUAUGCUGUAGUCUGAAAUUACAAAUCAGCUUCUUUAGCUACAAAGAAACUAAAGCAUGUCAGUGGUAUGAAGCUUGUCAAUCCAGAUCUAGACAUCAUUUAGUAUAAUUAUAUUAUAGUAAGUGGCUCUCUGCCAAGGUAUCAAAAGUUACAUAGCAGUGUCCCUUUCUCUUCAUUUUAAAUACACCUUUAUAGAUAAUUUGCAUGCAUCUUACAUCUCUAGUAUUGGUCAGCAGUAAUAAAGGAAACACCAGAAGUUGUGUUGUGUACAUAGCUCCUAAUGAAAGUUACCUAUUUUUAUAAUAUUUGCACAACAGCUUAGCUAUUGCAGCAGAAAGGGCUCUUUUGACUUGUUAAGACAUCCAUAAGUGAAGAUUUUAAGUGAGAAUGAGAUUCAGGUAGUCAAUAAAAUACAGCACUUUACUGUUGAUUCAGAGUAAAAUUUAUUGUGGCAUAUAAGCCCUGAAAAUGUCUUUAAAAUAAAAUUAUUCUCACAGAAAACAAUCUUUGAUUGAAUAGAAUGCAGUUUACCUGCCAGUUCAGUGGUCUUGCAUUGUGGGUGGUUUCAUUUUGUUUCAGUGAUGGGCAGUAAACAGAGUGUACCCAAUGGGUUUUUUCUAUCUCCAAAAAAAUCAGUGGGUUGAUCUGGACCCUUUUUGGAUUAGGGACCCGCAUCAGAUGAUGGAGCCAUUUUAAAAGCCAAAUUAAUGAGACUUGGGUGAUUUAAUCGUUUUAGUCUUUUAAUUUGAUUUUAGAAUACUUUGUCCUUGAUAUUUGUGAUUUGAUUUGGUGAUGAGCACAUCCCUGACAGAGUAUAAAAAUAGUGCUUGCUGCCUGGCUGUUUCAAUGUCUCCUUUCCCUUAGCGCAUGACAUCAAGUGAAGCCAAGUGGUUGGAUGGCCUUGACGCAUGUGUUGGGAUACUUCUUUACAGCCAGCAGACAUGUUGAAAGCAAUAUUGUUUGAGAACUGCAUUUUAUAUAAAACUUUGUACUUGCAAAGUAUAUUGAAACAGCUUUCCACUCUUUGUCCCUUGAUGCACAUAUGUUGUUUGUGUGAAAAACCAAAUUAUGAGGAAUUCCUGUUCAGAAUUUCUCUUGCAAAGUUAUUAGUAAAUUUGCACUAGUGAAUUUUUAUACAAUUGGCUGAAAUUCUUUGACUUGUAAUGAUUAAAAUACAUGCCACCCCAGUUGUUGAUUGCAAGAACAAGUAAUUUGAUUUCAGUUCUUUAUUUUUAAUAUUCUUUGUUUUUCCUUACUAUUCCUCAAGUCAAUUUCAUUAAGAAUCCACAGCGCGCUGUAGGAAUGAACAGUGAUUAUAUUUGAAGCUCCAACGUGGGUCAUGGAAAAAGGGUUCUAGAGCAUGCCUUGGACUCCAGAAUCUGUGCUGCUCUUUAGAGUGAGGAGUUGACAUUUCUUACUUGAAUAGAACAAUAGAUGGUUAAAGCUGGACAUUUUUCUCCAAGAGGUUUCUGUUUGAGACUUCAGAAAUAUGAUGUAAAAAUAACAUUUACGGGAAUACUUUGCUGGUGCUAUCAAAUUUUUUUUAAUUGGAAAACAUCCCAAGGAGUUUUCUAGUUAACCAGAAAGAGCACAUGGCUUUCUUUGCUUAUAGAGCCAAUGAAGAUAGUGAAGUCUUUCGUAUACAUUUUUUUUAUUCUGUUGUCUACUAAAUCUACUUAAAAUAUUUUUUUUUAAAGAAAUGUACCUCCCAUGGGAUAACUUACCUAUUCUGCAUGGGUCUCCUAUAUAUCUAUGACAACACCUCCAUCCUAAAACAUACUGUUCCAGAUUUUGAAUUUGUAAUGGCAUGAGGCUGCCCAUUGAACUCUUACUUGUGAUCUCAUCAACUAUUCAGACCUAGGACUUCAUAGGGGAAAGACUGGUACAUUUAACCCCAUUUUACAUUUGGUCUUUUACCAUCACAUUAUAAUUCCUAAUUUUUGUUUCAUUGUUAAACUACAGCAGUCUAGACUCCAUGGUAGUUAUUAUAUGAGUGAUCCCACAGAUACGAGUUAGUGGGCUGGUAAAUGUAGCUUUGAAUAUUCACCUCCUGGACUCUUGUUUUUGGUCUUGUUACUCCUUCAGUGUUGGGAAGUGUUGGUACAAAUUUAACACUAUGGUAACUGUGGCAGCUUUGUUAGCUGGAACUUGAAUUCUGUGAAAAAGUAAUUCAAGAACAUGGACUAUUAGGAUGGUUUCUUUUCUAUUUUUUCCCCAUAACUGGUAAUUUUCCAUUUUCUUAUUUUCUAUUAUAUGUUUCUCUGAUGGAAAGAGAAACCAUUUUACUCUUGUUGCUGGAGGUCUCAGUCAAAUGCCAUAGAGUAUCAAGAACAAUACACAUUUUGAGUUUCAUUAUAUUUUGAAAUGGCUGAAAAUUUUCCAGCAUAUUCCUAUGAGGAUAAGGACACAGAUACCCCAUAGAGGCAUACUUGUGGAGAAAUAUGAGGUAGAUUUUUUUUUUUUGAGGCAUACUCAAAGAUUUUCUGUUGUUCAGCUCUCUUGGAGCUUUCACCAGAGUACUUUCAUCCAGGAAAGUGAAAAAUAAACAGUGGUAGAAAAUGAAACUCUUUUCUCUUCCACCAAAUUCUAAAGUUAAGCUAGUAUUUUCCUGUCAAUGUUAUUACCAUCCUUAUAGCAAGUAUUUCAUAUGUAUAUGCGUCUAUGGCCAUUCUGACUGCUACACUGCACGAAGUAAAGACCAUGUAAUUAUUAAGCAUCAAUUGGUUAUUUUCUCUCUAAUAGAAGGAUGGAUUUUUACAUUCACAAACACUUUAUUAAUUUUAAAAAUAUAAUUUGGAAGGUGCAAAAUUGAGUCAUCUGUUUCUGCAGAACGAGUAUAGAUGUUGUAAUGCAAGUUUUCCACUACCCAGUCAUGCAUCAUUCGUGAACUGGAUGACCAGAAUUUUUGAAGGGGUGGGUAACUCAUCUCUAGUCCAUGCUUAGUAUUUCAAAUGGAUCUGUUUUGAUGAGGAUGUCCAAUUCUAGUCUCUCAAAUGAGACUGUAAACAAAUGUAGGGUGGUAACUGGCUGACAGAUGCUCAGCUUCACCUUUAGCUGCAGAUACCACGGUUCUCCCAAUCUCUCCAGCAAUCCUAAUAGGAAAUAUGCUUAAAUAUUUCCUAACUUCCAAACAAUCUUUUUUUGAGAAUUUGUUUUUAAAAAUGUUGGACUUUCAAAUAGGUACCCUUUAAAAAGGAAAGGGGUUUUCUGACAUUUAAUACAGAAGAAUAAAGCCCUUUAUAAGAAAAAUGUCACUUUAAGUUUCAUUUUGGUUGUAAGAUAAUAGUGGCUGUAUGUAGUCUUCGGCUGUGGAUGUAGUCUAUUUUCCACUACAGACUUAAUUGAAUAUUUCACAAGUUACACGUGGAAUGCUGACUGGUUUCUUCAAUACUAAAAGUAUGACUACGAAGACAUAACACUAAGUUCCAUCUUUUGUCUGUACCAUAAAGUCAAAUUACAGUAUGUGGUAAUUGGUAUUGGAAAAUAAUUUUGCAGGGAAGAGGAAAUUGAUGGAAGUAUACUAUAAAUGAAGGAAGGGGAUAAAUGAAUGUAGUUUGAAGCACACUGUUUUGUACUGUGCUAAUCCUUUGGGUUCUGUGAGUGUGAGUAACUGUUGGGUAGGUUUGGAUCCUUCACUGGGGACAGAGUGGGGAGUGAUUGUUCACUUUGGUUUUUAACUUGUUUUGUAUACAUGUUCCAUCCUAUCACACAGACUUCCUAUGCAGGGCUAGUUCGGUGUAUUGAAAUACUGUGGUUUCUUUUUUACGUGAAGUAAUUAAGCUUUAAUGGGAAUGUAAAAAAGGAAUAACAAGCAUUUCUCUGCUCUUACUCUAUAGGCUCCAAAUGCAAACUACAUUAAACUUACAUUUUGGAGAGUAUCUGUCUGAGUCUCUCUCUCUCUCUCUCUCUCUCUCCUCUCUCUCUCUCUCUUUUUUUUUCCCUCCCUUUAAGGCUACUUGUAGCAUCACUUUUUAACUACAUCUCCAUGGAAAUUUUGCUUUUAAACCCUGAUACUAUAGCUGUACCAUUCUCCUGCUGCAGUCAUUAAUGACAACAUCAGGAAAGGAAAUGAAAUAUAACAGUUCUGUAUCCAGUGCAACUACAGCCCAGAUGUCUGAAGUCUGAAUAUGGACACAGGAAAAAAAUAAUGUCAAAAGUCCAAAAGUGAUUCUAAAUUAUAGAGAGAAGCUAUGUGAGAUUAAUAUAGUUGCUAGUACCCUUAUAAAUAUUAUUCACUUCCUUAUCUGUACAGCCUAUGCCAGGGGUGAGCAAAAUGCGGCCCGCGAGCCGUAUGCGGUCUGCCAGGCCAUUCUAUCCAGCCCCCCGGGGCCUCCCCAAAAUUUAGAAAAUUAAUAUUUAUCUGCCCCUGGCUGCCUGUCAUGCGGCCCUCCGCCCAAAAUAAUUGCCUGACCCUGGCCUAUGCGAACAUAAUUAACAAACAAGUAGAAGAAACUUGAGCAAAACUCAUGAUUUUUCACCAAAAAGUUAUCAUGACUUACAGGUUCUCAAAAUACAAGAUUUGUAACUUGGUCCAUGUUGGGAUUUUUGUAGGUUGGGUUGGUUGUUUUUUUUUUUUGAUGGAGGGUGGUAAUUAAAUUUCCAUAUUCCAAGCCAAAUUUGACAAAUCAAAUUCCAAGUCAGUCCAGAACCAUAAGUGGCCCUACUACCGGCAAACAUCCUCCACCCCAAUCUGGGGCUUCAGAUGUUUCCAAAUCCUUUGACAGGCACCUUACUUGCAGGUCCAAGCCUGAAGGCUUGGGGUUUGGAUGCCCCUGAGUUUUGCUUGCCCUCAGCCGUAUGGCCCCAGGAGCAAGCUAGAGUUGAGUCUCCCCUUUCCAUAAAGUGGACAUAAAGCUAAGAUCUUCCUACUCCAGCAGCUAAGUGGGAGGUUUACUACGUUAUCCCCUGUGCCGGGAGAGCAGUCUUCCCCGGGUACAACUAGGAAGACUACCUCAGUAGUCACUGUCUCCAUUGCCAGGUAAGCAUAGGGCUAUGCUUGAUCUGAGCCCACAAGAGGCCGAGAAGCAACUUGGUCUAUGUAGUUUGCAGAACUGAGCAGGAGAAACCCUUUGAAAAUGUCGCUUAUCUGGAAUCUGCAUAGUCAUUUCUGUUGCGCUACAAAGGGUAGUAUGCACCUCGCUCCUGGGAACAAACUUAGAUUUAGGAGUGGUGUCGCACAUUCAACUUAACACUUACUAAGUACUGUUGACAUGCAAGCAGAUGAAUAUUCAAGUAAUUUAGCACAUGCCUCUUGGCAUUGCAAUGACAUUGUCUUUUUGGCAAGGGUUAUCUCCUAAUACAUACUAACUUUACUAGGCUACUACAUUCUAGUAAUUUGUAAGUGCUGCAACUGAACAAGUGACACCACCCAAAUAUGUGCAAACUUUAAUAUAUCACAGCAUUCCAAUGAUGUGCACCUGUUGCAAGUAAAUGUGUGACAAAGCCCUUGGACAUGGCACAAGGAGUCAAUGACCAGCCAUGGAAAAAGGAUGAGGUACCUGGAUGAAGAUGACCAGGUUUUCACAAUAAAAUGAAAUGGUUAAACAGCCUAAUGGCUCAAAUAAAUAUUUCUCAAUUAUUUUUACUCAAUUUUGGGAGUAUUGUUGAAGAAAUAAAUUUUGCCUCAUGCAGAGUGAGUGGUCAGUCAAGGAAGGGUGUGGCUUACAUAGAGGGUGAUCAGUUGGAGGAGAAUGUGGCUUAUCUCCCCUUGUAUCACUCUGAUUUGGGAGGAAGUUGAGAUGAGAAGAUGAUACCCACAACCUUGUUUCUGUCUGACCUAUAGUAAACGCAAGCUGGUACAAAAACAGUUUUGUUUCUUUUUGCUUAUCAGUGGGUGCUGUUUCCUGGCAGUAGCACAACCCAGUCUUUGUUAUGCUUGCAGCUAGAUAUGUUCAGUGUAGACUUUAUCUUGGGUGCAACCCUUUUUGACACUUUUCCAGCAUCAUCUUAAAAAAAUAAGGCUGGUUUUAACCACCAAAUAUACAACUUUUUUUUUAACUUGUCCAGAAUUGUAUUAUUCUUGGUUGCUUGAUAUCUUGUCUGUCACAGUCUUGGAUAGUGAAGGGAAAAUGUUUAUUGACCAAACUUGGGAAGCCACCUGGAGGAGAGAGUUUGUAAGCAACUCAUGACUCCUAGAUAAUAGCAGGAUGCAUGGUACAAAUUGGAGUUGGGGAAUGAGAAUUAGAUGGUCUGGAUGAUUCCUACUGCCAAUGCACCGCCUAGUUACCGAGAAUGCAUCAAGUAUUCAGGCAGCAUACACUACCUUCCUCCUGAUGAUCUUAAAACUUAGUUUAUAAAAACAACCAAAUAUAGCUUGCAUCUUAGCAGCAUUUUGAGCUAAUGCUAUCUCCAUUUUGCAGAUGCAGAAGCAGUUGCACAGAAAAAUGCACUGCCCGUGACAAAUUCUUAGAGGAAGCCUGUGUUGAAGCAAAGAACAGAAUUCCUAAUUCCUGAUUCCUAAUCUUAUGAUUUAGCUAUAAUACCAGGUUUCUUUAGUGUAUAACUUUAAUUUCAUUUGCACAGAGAGUCUUUUUGUUCCUCUUUUUCCAUGUUCUGUUUAGUUCUUGUACUGUGCCCAUCAGCAGGGUGUGGCAUUAAGGGAUUUUGCUAUAAAUCCAGAGGGAAAAGGUCUGGAUUCUUGUCAACCCGAGCGUAAGUGGAUACUUGGUCAGUCAUGCUGGAAGGUCAAAGGUGACUAGAUGUGAUUUUAGCCACCUUACCUCCUUUACGUGCUACUGACUAUGACCUACCUUAACCCUGCUAGCCCAGUGGGCCACUUGGUGCUGGAAGCCACUUGAGUUUUCAUUGACUAUCCCGCACUGAGGUGUUGUCUGAGCAUCAAAUUUUUCUUGUCCCAAUAUUCUCAUCUUGCUUGUGCUGUUUUCUUAAAUUGCAUGUUUCAGUUAUGUACUAUUUGUGCUACUGACCCUAAAAUGAGAACUUAGUAAAAUCCACAAAAAUAAACCUUUCCUCGAAUUAUA
This is a messenger RNA of Alligator mississippiensis (American alligator), 10060 nucleotides long. RefSeq names its product fem-1 homolog C (gene FEM1C). Bases 264 to 2117 code for a protein of 617 amino acids. Gene Ontology annotation, molecular function: protein binding. The transcript is spliced from 2 exons. The record is from RefSeq and is a predicted model, not a curated record. NCBI's taxonomy places the organism in Eukaryota, Metazoa, Chordata, Crocodylia, Alligatoridae.